Propithecus coquereli (Coquerel's sifaka) is the source of this 13461-nucleotide messenger RNA. RefSeq names its product dynein, axonemal, heavy chain 11 (gene DNAH11). Gene Ontology annotation, cellular component: dynein complex. Gene Ontology annotation, biological process: microtubule-based movement. Bases 1 to 13461 code for a protein of 4486 amino acids. NCBI's taxonomy places the organism in Eukaryota, Metazoa, Chordata, Mammalia, Primates, Indriidae. The record is from RefSeq and is a predicted model, not a curated record. Gene Ontology annotation, molecular function: minus-end-directed microtubule motor activity; dynein intermediate chain binding; dynein light intermediate chain binding. The transcript has 81 exons.
AUGGCGGCCCCGGUGGCAGCCCGGGAGGCGCGAGGCGUGCGGGAAGCCCCGACCCUUCGCCUAAGCCCGGGGGCCGGCCUGGAGGCGGCGGGCACUGUGGAGCGCGAGGAGGGGGAGGAGCAGGAGGAGGAGGAAGAGGCGGCGGCCAGGAGAGCGCGGAGUUUCGGCCAAGACGCGCGGGUGCGCUUCCUCGGUGGCCGCCUGGCGCAGAUGCUGGGGUUCCCGGAGGAGAAGUGGAGCCAGUACUUGGCAAGCGAAGAAAACCGGCAGGUUCUGGGGGAGUUUCUGGAAAGCACCAGCCCCGCCCACCUUGUGUUCAGCGUCGCCGCCGCGGGGCAGCUCGAGGCCACCUGGGAGAUUCCAAGAGAUGCAAAACAUAAACUUGUUUAUAUUACCAAGAAGAUUACUGAAAGCACCGGAGUAAAUGAUUUCUCUCAAAUGGUUUUAUUUGGAGAGUUACCUGCAUCAUCUUUUGGACAUGUAUCUGUUUUUCUAGACGAGAUUUUAGUGCCAGUUCUUUCUAAUAAGAACAACCAUACAUCCUGGUCCUGUUUUACUUCCCAAGAUAUGGAAUGUCAUAUAGAAGUUGUGAGAAAUAAGAUGCAUAUUUUUAGGGGCAAAAUGUCUGGAAGAACUCUUCUCCCAAUUCCCACUAUUGCAGGAAAGAUUGACCUGGAUCAGAAUUAUUCGAAGACCAUGCUACAGUCAAAUGAAAGGAUAAUACUCCAUGCAAUUGAAUCUGUGGUUAUUAAAUGGUCACAUCAGAUCCAAGAAAUUGUAGAAAAAGAUUCAGUGCGGCCUUUGCUGAAUGAUUUUCACUUCACUCCACAAACUGAGCUAGAUUUUUGGACGAUGAGGAAGGAGAAUCUGUCAUGCACUUAUGAUCAACUUCAGGCUCCUAUUGUCCUCAAAAUGGUUAAGAUCUUGAAAGCUAAAAAGAGCAGCUAUUUUCCUACUUUGAAAGACAUCUUCCUGGCUGUGGAACAUGCUCUCCUCGAAGCCCAAGAUGUGGAACUGCACCUGAGACCUCUGAGGAGACACAUUCAGCGUCUCCAGGAGACGGAAUUUCCACGGACUCGUGUAUUGAUCGCCCCAUUAUUUCAUACCAUCUGUCUGAUCUGGAGUCACUCCAAGUUUUAUAACACCCCUGCUCGAGUUAUAGCUUUAUUGAAAGAGUUUUGUAAUCUCUUCAUUGACCAGGCAGUAGCUUACCUUUCACCCGAGGACCUUCUGAAGGGAGAAAUUGAGGACUCGCUGGAAAAGGUGCAGGUGGCUGUUAACAUCUUAAAGACUUUCAAAAAUUCUUUUUUCAACUAUAGAAAAAGAUUGGCAAGUUAUUUCGUGGGAAAUAAGGAGCUCAGACCAUGGGAUUUCCAGUCUCAUCUGGUGUUUUGCAGAUUUGACAAGUUUCUUGAUCGUUUAAUGAAAAUAGAGGAUAUAUUUGUGACCACAUUGGAAUUCGAAAAGCUGGAAAGACUGGAAUUUGGCGGUGCCAAGGGAGCAAUUUUAAAUCAACAAAUCCACGAGAUGAGUGAAGAAUUUAUGGAACUCUGUAAAGUUUUUAAACAGAGCACUUAUGACCCAUCUGAUUGCCAGAACAUGGAAUUUGAAAGUGAUUAUGUUGCAUUUAAGUCCAAAAUUUUGGAUUUUGACCGAAGGCUUGGGACAAUCCUUUGUGAAGGUUUCUUUAACUGCAAUGGUUUAGAAGCUGUGUUUAAGCUUUUGACCAUAUUUGGAAAUUUUCUAGAGAAACCAGUUGUCAUGGAAAUUUUCAGCCCACAUUACAGCACACUCGUGCAUAUGUUUAAUACAGAGUUGGAUACGUGUAAGCAAUUGUAUAAUACACACGUGAAACAGAUUGAACAUGGACAUGUGGUUCUUAACAAGAAUAUGCCAUUUACCUCAGGAAAUAUCAAAUGGGCCAAAGAGGUCCUUGAACGACUUCAGAUGUUUUGGUCAAACUUUGCAUCUCUCCAUUAUCUGUUCUUGGGCCAUCCUGAUAAUGCCAUAGUUUAUCAGAAGUAUGUUGAAAUGACCACUUUGCUAGACCAAUUUGAAAAUCAUAUCUAUAAUGAAUGGAAAAGUAAUGUGGAUGAAAUCUGUGAGUUCAAUUUGAAUCAACCGUUGGUUAAAUUUAGUGCCAUAAAUGGUCUUCUCAGCGUCAACUUUGACCCAAAGCUAGUGGCUGUGUUGAGAGAAGUGAAAUACCUUUUGAUGUUGAAGAAACCAGACAUACCGGAUUCUGCUUUAGCCAUCUUCAACAAAAGAAACACUAUUUUAAAGUACAUUGGCAAUCUUGACCUUCUUGUGCAAGGGUAUAAUAAGCUGAAACAGACUCUGCUGGGAGUUGAAUACCCCCUGAUUGAAGAAGAGCUGAGGGCUGUGGACGAGCAGCUGACAGCAGCCACCACGUGGCUGACCUGGCGCGAUGACUGCUGGCACUACAUCGAGGGCGUGAGGGCAACCACCUCCGAGCUGGAGCGCAGGGCGGAGCAGGCGCAGAACAACGUGAAGGCCAUCCAGCAGACCAUGCGGGCCUGGGCUGGGUGUAUGCUCCCUCCCAGGAGAGAGCACAGAAGAGACACGGCCUUGACUUUGGAGGACAAGGGUGAUUUGUUCACUAAAAAAUACAAGUUAAUCCAAGAAGAUGGCUGCAAGAUCCACAAUUUGGUGGAGGAAAAUAGGAAGCUCUUCAAAGCCGAUCCUUCUCUGGAUAACUGGAAAAUUUAUGUAGAAUUCAUUGAUGACAUCGUGGUAGAAGGCUUUUUUCAGGCUAUAAUGCAUGACUUAGACUUCUUUCUGAUGAAUACGGAGAAACAAUUGAAGCCUGCACCAUUUUUUCAAGCACAGAUGAUCUUAAUGCCCCCUGAGAUUGUGUUUAAACCUUCUUUGGACAGAGAGGCUGGGGAUGGCUUCUAUGACCUGGUAGAAGAAAUGCUAUGCAAUAGUUUUAGAAUGUCUGCCCAGAUGGAGCGCAUAGCAACACAUCUGGAAAUAGCAAAUUAUCAGAAUGAUAUGGAUAACAUGUUAGACCUGGCAGAGGUCAGGCAGGAGAUAAUGAAGAGAGUGGCAGACGUCAUCAACAAAGUCUUGGAUUUCAAAAACACCCUGGAGAUCUACGCUUACCUCUGGGUGGAUGACCGAGCUGAGUUUAUGAGGCAUUUUCUCUUGUAUGGUCAUACUGUGUCAUCUGAGGAAAUGGAUGCUCAUGCAAAUGAAGAAAUCCCUGAGCAACCACCAACUCUUAAACAAUUCCAAGAACAGAUAGACAUUUAUGAGGCUUUGUAUGUUCAGAUGAGCAAGUUUAAUGACUUCAGAGUGUUUGAUAGUUGGUUCAAGGUGGACAUGAAGCCUUUCAAAGUGACCUUGUUAAACAUUAUUAAGAAAUGGAGCUGGAUGUUUCAGGAGCAUCUUUUGAGAUUUGUCAUUGACAGUCUGAAUGAGCUACAAGAAUUUAUAAAGGAGACAGACGCAGGACUUCAGGGAGAAUUAAGUGAAGGUGACCACGAUGGUUUGGUUGACAUCAUGGGGCAUCUCCUGGCUGUACGAAGCCGACAGAGAGCUACAGAUGAACUCUUUGAACCCCUGAAAGAAACCAUCACACUCUUGGAAAGCUAUGGCCAGAAGAUGCCUGAGCAAGUCUAUAUUCAGCUGGAGGAAUUACCUGAAAGGUGGGAAACUACCAAAAAGAUUGCAGCAACUGUGAGACAUGAAGUUUCACCUCUCCAAAAUGCAGAAGUCACUCUCAUAAGGAAAAAAUGUAUUUUGUUUGAUACAAAGCAGGCAGCAUUCAGAGAGAGAUUCAGGUGCUACGCCCCUUUUGGAUUUAAUGCAGAAAAUCCAUACACAGUGCUUGACAAGGCAAAUCAAGAGCUUGAGGCAUUAGAAGAAGAAAUGUUGCAAAUGCAAGAAUCUACUCAUCUUUUUGAAGUGGCUCUUCCAGAAUACAAACAAAUGAGGCAGUGUCGCAAAGAAAUAAAAUUGCUCAAGGGACUCUGGGAUGUCAUUAUUUAUGUUAGAAGAAGCACUGAUAAUUGGACUAAAACCCAGUGGAGACAGAUUAAUGUGGAACAGAUGGAUGCAGAACUCAGAAGGUUUGCCAAGGAAAUCUGGUCCCUAGACAAGGAAGUCCGAGUCUGGGGUGCGUACGCAGGCCUGGCAGGCACAGUGAAGGACAUGACAACCUCCCUGAGAGCCGUCGCAGAGUUACAGAACCCUGCCCUCAGGGAUAGGCACUGGCGCCAGCUGAUGAAGACCAUUGGGGUCAAGUUUUCAAUAAAUGAAGCCACGACUUUGGCAGAUUUGUUAGCACUGCAAUUGCACAGAGUGGAAGAUGAUGUCCGAAAGAUUGUGGACAAAGCUGUGAAGGAAUUGGGGACUGAGAAGGUUAUUAUUGAAAUCAGUCAGACCUGGGCAACCAUGGAGUUUUCUUAUGAAGUUCACUAUCGAACAGGCAUUCCAUUACUGAAGUCUGAUGAACAACUUUUUGAGACUCUAGAACACAACCAAGUUCAGUUGCAGAGUCUUCUUCAAAGCAAAUAUGUGGAAUAUUUCAUUGAACAAGUCUUAAGCUGGCAAAAUAAGUUAAACAUAGCAGACUCAGUCAUUUUUACUUGGCUGGAAGUCCAGCGAACUUGGUCUCACCUGGAAAGCAUUUUUGUUUGUUCAGAAGAUAUUCGAAUCCAGCUUGUGAAAGAUGCUAGAAGAUUCGAUGGAGUGGAUGCUGAAUUUAAGGAGUUAAUGUUCAAGACAGCCAAAGUAAAAAAUGUUUUAGAAGCAACAUGUGGGCCUAGUCUCUAUGAAAAACUUAAAGAUUUACAGUACAGGCUUUCUCUUUGUGAAAAAGCUCUCACUGAAUACCUGGAAACCAAGCGCGUAGCUUUUCCUCGCUUCUAUUUCAUCUCUUCUGCUGAUUUACUAGACAUUCUCUCAAAGGAAGCUCAGCCUAAGCAGGUAACACAUCAUCUUGCCAAGCUUUUUGACAGCAUCACAGAUCUGCAGUUUGGAGACAAUCAGGAUGUUUCUGCACACACAGCAGUUGGAAUGUACAGCAAAGAAAAGGAGUAUGUCCCAUUCCAAGCCGAGUGUGAAUGCAUAGGCCAUGUGGAAACAUGGCUUCUGCAACUCGAACAGACCAUGCAAGAAACAGUCCGUCAUUCUAUCACAGAAGCUAUAAUGGCCUAUGAGGAAAAACCUAGGGAACUGUGGAUUUUUGAUUUCCCGGCUCAAGUGGCACUAACCAGCUCACAAAUAUGGUGGACUACGGACGUAGGAAUAGCCUUCAGUAGACUGGAGGAAGGCUAUGAAACGGCCCUAAAGGAUUUCCAUAAAAAACAGGUCGUCAGUCCCCAAGCUUUUGCUUGGCUGUCUCAACUUCGUCACCGGUGGGAAGACACCCAGAAACACUGCUUUGUUAAUAUCUGUGAUGCCCAGUUCCAGUACUUCUAUGAAUACUUAGGAAACAGUCCUCGACUAGUGAUCACUCCUCUGACUGACAGGUGUUACAUUACUUUAACUCAAUCACUUCAUCUCACUAUGAGUGGGGCUCCAGCUGGUCCAGCGGGGACAGGGAAAACAGAAACCACCAAAGAUCUUGGACGUGCACUUGGCAUGAUGGUUUAUGUAUUCAACUGCUCAGAGCAAAUGGACUACAAAUCCAUAGGAAAUAUCUACAAGGGAUUGGUGCAGACAGGAGCUUGGGGCUGCUUUGAUGAGUUCAACCGGAUUCCUGUGGAAGUCCUGUCAGUGGUGGCAGUACAAGUGAAAAUGAUUCACGAUGCCAUCAGAAACAGCAGAAAGAGAUUUGUAUUUCUUGGGGAAGCUAUCACACUGAAGCCAUCAGUUGGAAUAUUUAUUACUAUGAACCCGGGAUAUGCUGGUCGAACUGAAUUACCGGAAAAUCUCAAAGCUCUUUUCAGACCCUGUGCCAUGGUGGCCCCUGACAUUGAGCUAAUCUGUGAAAUUAUGUUAGUUGCUGAAGGUUUUGUGGAUGCACGCUCAUUAGCCCGAAAGUUCAUUACAUUGUACACACUGUGCAAGGAGCUCCUCUCCAAGCAGGAUCAUUAUGAUUGGGGACUUCGUGCUAUUAAAUCUGUCUUGGUUGUAGCUGGCUCCCUGAAACGAGGAGAUAAAAAUAGACCUGAAGAUCAGGUACUCAUGAGAGCAUUAAGGGAUUUCAAUAUGCCUAAAAUAGUGACUGACGACAUCCCAGUGUUUCUGGGCAUGGUUGGUGACCUGUUUCCAGCCCUGGAUGUGCCCCGGAGUAGGAGGCUGCACUUUGAACAGAUGGUCAGGCAGUCUACCCUGGAGCUCCGCCUGCAGCCUGAAGAGAGCUUUAUUCUCAAAGUUGUUCAGCUGGAGGAACUGUUGGCUGUGCGGCACUCUGUCUUUGUGGUUGGAAACGCAGGCACGGGGAAGAGUAAGAUUCUGAGAACACUGAACCGAACAUAUGUUAACAUGAAACAGAAACCCGUUUGGAAUGACUUAAACCCUAAAGCUGUGACAACAGAUGAACUCUUUGGUUUCAUACAUCAUGCUACCCGAGAAUGGAAAGAUGGCAAGAUUGUUUACUCUUAUUUUAUAGGUCUCUUCUCAUUCAUUCUGCGAGAACAAGCAAAUCUUGUGCAUGAUGGACCGAAAUGGAUAGUUCUAGAUGGAGACAUUGAUCCCAUGUGGAUUGAAUCACUAAACACAGUCAUGGAUGAUAACAAGGUGCUGACCCUGGCCAGCAAUGAGCGUGUAGCCCUCACGCCCUGCAUGAGGCUUCUGUUUGAGACACAUCACUUAAGGACAGCAACCCCAGCGACUGUUUCCAGAGCUGGUAUUCUAUAUGUGAACCCACAAGAUUUGGGCUGGAAUCCGUAUGUGGCCAGUUGGAUAGACAGAAGGCGGCAUCAAUCAGAAAAGGCCAAUUUAACUAUUCUUUUUGAUAAUUAUGUUCCCGCAUGCUUGGAUAAGCUGAGAACAAGCUUUAAAACCAUCACUUCAAUUCCAGAGAGUAGCCUGGUGCAGACUAUUUGUACUCUUUUGGAGUGUUUCUUGACUCCUGAAAAUGUACCUUCUGACAGCCCAAAAGAAGUUUAUGAAGUCUAUUUUGCCUUUGCUUGUAUCUGGGCAUUCGGUGGCACCUUGCUACAAGAUCAGCUUUCUGAUUACAAAGCUGACUUCAGUCGGUGGUGGCAUAAAGAGAUGAAAGCAGUGAAGUUUCCAUCCCAGGGAACAAUCUUUGAUUAUUAUCUGGACCACAAAACUAAGAAAUUCUUGCCCUGGACUGACAGAAUUCCUCAAUUUACUAUGGAUCCAGAUGUACCUCUGCAGACAGUUCUGGUUCAUACAUCCGAGACAACUCGUCUUAGAUAUUUCAUGGACCUGUUGCUUGAGAAAGGAAGACCAGUAAUGCUGGUGGGCAAUGCGGGAGUGGGAAAAACAGUCUUUGUAGCUGACACACUGGCAAGGCUCUCUGAGGAUUACAUAGUAUCCCGUGUGCCUUUCAACUACUACACAACGUCCGCGUCUCUGCAAAAAAUUCUUGAGAAACCUCUGGAGAAAAAAGCUGGUCGUAACUACGGUCCAGGAGGAAACAAAAAGUUGGUUUAUUUUAUUGAUGACAUGAACAUGCCUGAAGUGGACUUAUAUGGCACUGUUCAGCCUCACACCCUGAUCCGACAGCACAUUGAUUAUGGACAUUGGUAUGAUAGACAGAAGGUGAUGCUUAAAGAAAUCCACAACUGUCAGUAUGUCGCCUGCAUGAACCCAAUGGUGGGCAGUUUCACGGUCAAUCCUAGACUACAGAGACAUUUCACAGUGUUUGCAUUCAAUUUUCCAUCCUUGGAUGCACUAAACACCAUCUAUGGCCAAAUCUUCAGUUUCCACUUCCAACAGCAAGCAUGUGGUCCAUCAGUCCUCAGGAGUGGCCCCGCUUUGAUCCAGGCAACAAUAGCAUUCCAUGAGAUGAUGACACGUAGCUUUUUACCCACCGCUAUUAAAUUCCACUACAUCUUUAAUCUGAGAGACCUAUCCAACAUCUUCCAGGGAAUUUUAUUUGCUUCUCCUGAGUGUUUAAAAGGUCCAAAUGAUUUAAUACGCCUGUGGCUUCACGAAUCUUCCCGUGUUUAUGGAGACAAACUGAUAGACACAGAAGAUUGUGAUUUGUUUCAGAAAAAAAUACUGGAAACUGCUUAUAAAUAUUUUGAAGGUGUAGACAGUCACGUGCUGCUUCAACAGCCCCUCAUUUAUUGCCACUUUGCUAGUGGCAGGGAGGACCCACGUUACAUGCCAGUGAAGGACUGGGAAGUGCUAAAGACGAUUCUUACAGAAACCUUAGACAGCUACAACGAACUAAAUGCUACCAUGCACCUGGUUUUAUUCGAAGAUGCCAUGCAACAUGUGUGUCGCAUCAGCCGGAUCUUACGAACCCCUCGGGCUUCCGCCCUCCUGGUUGGAGUGGGGGGCAGUGGCAAGCAGAGCUUGUCUAGGCUGGCGGCUUACAUCUGCGGCCUGGAGGUCUUUCAGGUCACUCUCACCGAAGGCUACGGAAUCCAGGAACUUCGGGUAGAUCUUGCCAAUUUGUACAUCAGAACUGGAGCCAAGAACAUGCCCACUGUGUUCCUGCUGACAGAUGCCCAGGUUCUAGAUGAGAGCUUUCUUGUGCUGAUUAAUGACUUGCUGGCGUCAGGAGAAAUCCCAGAUCUGUUCAGUGAUGAAGAUGUGGACAAGAUAAUUUCUGGAAUUCAUAAUGAAGUUCGUGGUCUGGGCAUGGUGGACUCCAGAGAAAACUGUUGGAAAUUUUUUCUGGCCAGGGUACGACUACAGCUCAAAAUCAUUUUGUGUUUCUCUCCAGUUGGUCACACGCUGAGAGUCAGAGCUCGGAAGUUCCCAGCCAUAGUUAACUGCACGGCUAUUGACUGGUUUCAUGCAUGGCCACAGGAGGCUCUGGUCUCAGUCAGCAGGAGGUUCAUUGAGGAAACCGAGGGAAUUGAGCCACUGCACAAAGAGUCUGUCAGCCUUUUCAUGGCACAUGUUCACACCAGUGUAAACAAAAUGAGUGCCAGGUAUUACCAGAAUGAGAGAAGACACAACUAUACCACCCCAAAGAGUUUUCUAGAACAAAUAUCACUGUUUAAGAACUUGUUGAAGAAGAAACAAAAUGAGGUGUCUCAGAAGAAAGAGCACCUGGUGAAUGGCAUUCAGAAGCUGCAGACCACGGCCUCUCAGGUGGGAGAUCUAAAAGCCAGACUUGCCUCUCAGGAAGCGGAGUUGCAACUGAGAAAUCAUGAUGCUGAAGCUCUGAUCUCAAAGAUCGGGCUUCAGACGGAGAAAGUGAGCCGGGAAAAGGCCAUCGCCGACACCGAGGAGCAAAAGGUGGGAGAUCUAAAAGCCAGACUUGCCUCUCAGGAAGCGGAGUUGCAACUGAGAAAUCAUGAUGCUGAAGCUCUGAUCUCAAAGAUCGGGCUUCAGACGGAGAAAGUGAGCCGGGAAAAGGCCAUCGCCGACACCGAGGAGCAAAAGGUCAACCUCACUGAGCUGAAAGCUUUUCCCAAUCCCCCAAAUGCGGUUACCAAUGUUACUGCGGCCGUGAUGGUCCUUCUGGCUCCUCGGGGCAGGGUGCCCAAAGACCGAAGUUGGAAAGCAGCUAAAGUCUUCAUGGGAAAGGUUGAUGAUUUUUUGCAAGCGUUAAUUAACUAUGACAAAGAACACAUUCCAGAGAACUGUCUAAAAGUGGUGAAUGAACAGUAUUUGAAAGACCCAGAGUUUAAUCCAAACCUGAUUCGGACCAAAUCUUUUGCAGCAGCUGGUCUCUGUGCCUGGGUCAUCAACAUCGUUAAAUUCUAUGAGGUCUACUGUGAUGUGGAGCCCAAACGCCAAGCAUUAGCCCAAGCAAACUUGGAGUUGGCUGCAGCUACUGAAAAACUAGAGGCUAUCAGGAAAAAGCUUGUGGAUCUGGAUCGAAAUCUGAGCAGACUCACAGCUUCGUUUGAAAAAGCAAUAGCUGAGAAAGUCCGGUGUCAAGAAGAGGUGAAUCAAACCAGCAAAACUAUUGAACUAGCUAACAGACUGGUCAAGGAACUUGAGGCAAAGAAGAUUCGCUGGGGUCAGUCUAUUAAGUCCUUUGAAGCUCAAGAGAAGACCCUCUGUGGAGAUGUUCUCCUUACCGCGGCGUUCGUGUCUUAUGUUGGACCCUUCACAAGGCCGUAUCGCCAGGAGCUGGUGAACUGCAAGUGGGUUCCCUUUCUUCAACAGAAGGUUUCCAUUCCAAUAACCAAAGGCCUGGACUUGAUUUCCAUGUUGACGGAUGAUGCUACGAUUGCUUCCUGGAACAACGAAGGACUGCCCAGUGACAGAAUGUCCACCGAGAACGCCACCAUCCUAAUGCACUGUGAGCGCUGGCCCUUGGUGAUAGAUCCCCAGCAACAGGGAAUUAAGUGGAUCAAGAAUAAGUAUGGACCUGACCUGAAAGUCACACAUUUAGGCCAGAAAGGGUUUUUGAAUACCAUUGAAACUGCUUUGGCCUUUGGUGAUGUCAUCUUAAUUGAAAAUCUUGAGGAAACGAUAGAUCCGGUUCUUGAUCCGCUGCUUGGCAGGAACACUAUUAAAAAAGGAAAGUAUAUCAGGAUUGGAGACAAAGAAUGUCAAUUUAACAAGAACUUUCGCCUUAUCCUUCACACAAAACUGGCAAAUCCUCACUAUAAGCCAGAAUUACAAGCUCAGACAACCCUCCUCAAUUUCGCAGUCACAGAAGAUGGUCUAGAAGCCCAGCUGCUGGCAGAGGUUGUCAGUAUUGAAAGGCCAGAUUUGGAGAAGCUUAAGUUGGUUUUGACAAAGCACCAAAAUGAUUUUAAGAUCGAGCUGAAAUAUCUGGAGGACGAUCUCCUGCUGCGUCUUUCUGCGGCAGAAGGAAGCUUUCUGGAUGACACCAAACUGGUAGAGAGAUUGGAGGAGACAAAGGCCACUGCAGCAGAAAUAGAACGCAAGGUGAUUGAAGCCAAAGAAAAUGAAAGAAAAAUCAACGAGGCCCGAGAAUGUUAUAGACCAGUAGCAGCAAGAGCAUCUCUUCUUUAUUUUGUUAUUAAUGACCUCAGAAAAAUCAACCCCAUCUAUCAAUUCUCUUUGAAGGCUUUUAACGUGCUGUUCCACAGAGCGAUCGAGCAGGCUGACAAGGUAGAAGACGUGCAGGGGCGCAUCUCCAUCCUGACGGAGAGCAUCACCCACGCCAUCUUCCUAUACACCAGCCAGGCACUGUUUGAGAAGGACAAACUCACCUUCCUGUCCCAGAUGGCUUUUCAGAUUUUGCUGAGAAAGAAAGAGAUUGACCCCCUUGAACUGGAUUUCCUACUUCGAUUCACAGUUGAACAUACUUACCCAAGUCCUGUUGACUUCCUAACGACUCAGUCAUGGAGUGCUAUCAAGGCAGUUGCCCUUAUCGAAGAAUUUCGAGGCAUAGACCGAGAUGUGGAAGGAUCUGCCAAGCAGUGGAGGAAGUGGGUAGAAUCCGAGUGUCCAGAGAAAGAAAAGUUACCACAAGAAUGGAAGAAGAAAAGUUUAAUACAGAAGCUGAUUAUUUUGAGAGCACUGCGCCCUGACAGAUUGACAUAUGCUCUCAGAAAUUUCGUGGAGGAAAAACUGGGUGCAAAGUAUGUGGAGAGGACCAGAUUGGAUUUAGUUAAAGCAUUUGAAGAAAGCAGCCCGACCACGCCAAUAUUCUUCAUCCUGUCCCCAGGGGUAGAUGCCCUUAAAGACCUAGAGAUUCUUGGCAAAAGGCUUGGGUUUACAAUUGACUCUGGAAAAUUCCACAACGUGUCUUUAGGACAAGGUCAGGAGAUGGUGGCACAAAUGGCACUGGAGAAAGCCUCCAAAGGAGGACACUGGGUCAUACUCCAGAAUGUCCAUUUGGUAGCCAAGUGGCUAGGAACCUUGGAGAAACUCCUUGAAAGAUUCAGCCAAGGAAGCCACAGAGAUUACAGAGUUUUCAUGAGUGCUGAUUCUGCACCUACACCAAAUGAGCAUAUCAUCCCUCAAGGACUUCUGGAAACUUCCAUCAAGAUCACUAAUGAACCCCCCACAGGAAUGCUGGCCAAUUUACAUGCUGCCCUCUACAACUUUGAUCAGGAUACACUUGAAAUGUGCUCCAAGGAUCAGGAAUUUAAAAGCAUCCUCUUUUCUCUGUGCUACUUCCAUGCCUGUGUUGCUGGGAGACUAAGGUUUGGCCCACAGGGCUGGAGCCGAAGCUAUCCUUUCAAUCUCGGAGACCUCACCAUUUGUGCCAAUGUCCUCUACAACUACUUAGAAGCAAAUCCUAAGGUCCCAUGGGAAGACCUCCGUUAUCUCUUUGGUGAGAUCAUGUAUGGGGGCCACAUCACAGAUGACUGGGAUCGCAGACUGUGUCGGGUGUAUUUAGAAGAAUUCAUGAAUCCAUCUCUGAUUGAAGAUGAACUUAUGCUGGCACCAGGAUUUGCAGCCCCACCCUACCUAGAUUAUUCAGGCUACCACCAGUACGUAGAAGAGAUGCUUCCUCCAGAAAGCCCCACACUGUACGGCCUCCACCCAAAUGCUGAAAUAGAAUUCCUGACAGUGACAUCCAGCAUCCUCUUCAGAACUUUGCUGGAGAUGCAGCCCAGGAAUGCACUAAGCGGUGAUGAACUGGGGCCAUCUACAGAAGAAAAGGUUAAGAAUGUCUUGGAUGACAUUUUGGAGAAACUUCCAGAAGAGUUCAACAUGGCAGAGAUAAUGCAAAAAACCUCAAAUAGAAACCCCUAUGUUCUUGUUUGCUUCCAAGAAUGUGAGAGGAUGAAUAUUCUCAUUCGGGAAAUCCGUGCAUCACUUCAACAAUUAGACCUUGGUUUGAAGGGGGAGCUGACAUUAUCUCCCGACGUGGAAGCCCAGCAGUCUGCGCUGAGUUAUGACACGGUGCCAGACGCUUGGAGCAAACUGGCUUAUCCCUCUACUUACGGCCUAGCCCAAUGGUUUAAUGACCUCCUCCUGCGAUGCCGAGAACUUGACACUUGGACACAAGACCUUGUCCUCCCAGCUGUAGUGUGGCUUUCUGGUUUCUUCAAUCCUCAGGCCUUCUUAACCGCAAUCAUGCAGACCAUGGCUCGAAAAAAUGAGUGGCCCCUGGAUAAAAUGUGCUUGACUGUUGAUGUUACCAAAAAAACCAAGGAAGACUAUGGCCAUCCCCCCAGGGAAGGUGCAUAUCUCCAUGGGCUCCUCAUGGAAGGUGCCAGAUGGGACACCCAGUCAGGAACCAUUGUUGAAGCCUGCCUGAAGGAGCUGACAUCCACGAUGCCAGUCAUCUUUGCGAGAGCCAGCCCCGUGGAUAGACAAGAAACCAAACACACCUAUGAGUGCCCCGUGUAUAGAACCAAACUGAGAGGGCCCAGCUACAUCUGGACCUUCAGGCUGAAGAGCAAAGAGAAGACUGCAAAAUGGGUGCUGGCAGGAGUGGCUCUGCUGCUAGAAGCAUAG